Molecule: messenger RNA, 1952 nt
Organism: Sphaerulina musiva SO2202
Lineage: Eukaryota; Fungi; Ascomycota; Dothideomycetes; Mycosphaerellales; Mycosphaerellaceae
Exons: 1
Coding region: 81-1127 (348 amino acids)
Source: RefSeq, a predicted model, not a curated record
CACGACUACCCAAACGCAGACAGACUCUGAUCAAGACAUGUACUGGCAGAAGUGCACUUACAUCUAGUCUUCGGGACAAGAUGGCUUCCUCCAUCCUGGCACGCGUCGAAGAACUGGACGAUGUGGAACUGGCCAUACUGGUCUCGACAAUUGCAGAAGUUCACUGCAUCUUCUCCACCGCUGCACACACUGUCGCCGACCUGCAAGAACAACUGCGACUAACAUGCAUCGAUCUCCUCGGCCGGCAUCCGGCAGUCGUCGAGUGCUCUGCCGACACUACCGUCGAUGACUUCAACCAAGGCUUACUUGUUGACAAUAACAACCAAGAAGACCUCCAGGAUGCCCUUGAUCUUGACUACACAUCGGCCCGCCCUACCCUUAUGGUCAACUUCGAGCCAGUGCGUCAAGCCAGCCCUGGUGGCGGCCGAUUCGGAAGCACCAUUGCCAACUUCGAGGACAGACGGAUCGCGGACGUAAUCAUCGCUACCGGACUCGACGCUGCGAGCGAAAGUGUGCAAGUGCAGGCAUUGGAGCUGCUCAGAUCGGGUCGCAUCUUCACACGAUCAGCUAUGCAUGUCGCCCCCAAGGAUCUACUAUUUAUCACGGUCCUGUCAGAGCCUAAUGCCAGGUUGACCAGGCAUCUAAACGACUCCUUCUGCAUGUCACAUUACCACAGUCCCGAAGAUACUGUGCCCCAUCGGCAAAGCCGCUUGGGCAAGUUGGCCAUUUCCGAUGCUGCCUUUUCGCCCGAGGAGAUCAAACAUCUCUCCGAGUUGAUGAGCAAAGUGGAAAUGAGUGCCGAAAUUGCGCAGUAUCUGCACAACGUAGCCGUAUUCAUGCGCAACAGUCGAUACGUCAAGAGUGGCGUGACUGCUGCCAGUACGCGGCAGCUGCGAUUACUGGCUUUGGCCCUGGCACCACUGCACGGCCUUGACUACGUGCCACCCUCACUCAUCACGUUGGCAGCGCGGAAGAUCUAUCCGCAUCGGAUUGUCUUGGCUACUCCACAGAAUGAGAAGAGCUUACUGUGGGGAAGCGAUCCACAGGCCGUGAAGGAGAUGCUUAAUGGUGUGACUGUGGAAGAUGUCAUCGAGGAUGUGCUGGCCAGUGUUGACACGCCAUUAUGAAAAGACAUUGUCACGAGUCUAUCAGUCUCUUGGCAUGAUUCUUCAUCCUACGAGGAUCAGCGCUGUCUGGAAAGACCAGCAUUCCUCCACAUCGUCAAGAGUAUGUUCAGACUGAAUAUCGGUCGAGAGGGAAUCCCGUCCCUUCCUGGCGAUGAGUGUAAGAGGUGUGACUGCUUUUUGGAGGGGCCAUAGAUUCAUCAGUCUCGGAAGAAUGAGUGCGACACAUCGUAGCCUCAUCGAUGACAGGAUGGUCACAAUGUUCAGAUAGCCGAAGCAACAACGACGACAGCCACAGGAUGGCUCGGCGCCUCGAUCGUCCAGGCCUCCAAUCAGCAUGACUUCAUACCAGAGGCAUAGCAUAGUGGGUGCAGCGGCGACUAGAGAAGAAGAAGGAGGGGGAUGACGAGAGGAAGACUCCAAUGAGCGAGUAGAAUGAUACCAGAGGAGAGACGAAACAAGCUCACCUUGGAGCGGUGAAGAGAAACCAAACGCAGAGUAGUAGAAUAUGACGAAUGAGCCCUAUAGGCAAAAAAAGGUCACCAAAACAUCAACAUCACUCACUCACCCAACUCACUCACUCACCUCAGUACACUCCUCACUCACCCUCCUCUCAACAGCCCGGACAACCACAAGAAAAAAGAAAAAAGAAAAAAGAAAAAGAAAAAUCACUCAUAUACACCCCAAAACCGAAUCACGAAAUCACGAACGAAUGAGAUGAGACGAAAGAUUCAAUUACUACCUCACCUUACCUUUUUAACAUCGUAUACAGUUGGUAGAGUCAGUCAGUCAGUAUCUAGUGAUGGUCGAUCAUCAUGCAGAGUACAG